CGAUCAGGUGACCGACCCGUUAUCCGAGUGGAUUUUGCGCUUUGCUGCAGUUUUGCGCGUCGAAACUAGAGUUGCUUAGCAGCUGCCUUCAAUUUUCGAAGUGGCUCUUCGAUUCCAGAGGUGAUUUUGGGGAUGGUAGCUGUGUUAGCAGCGAUUUUGACAAAUUUUAUCUGUUCUAAAUGAUGGUUUCUCGUUAGAUUUUCGAUCAUUUUGGCUUGCCGGAUGGAAUGCAAAAUUUGGCCCGGAUGCUGGCGUUAACACCGUGUUCAUCGUCAGAUUCGUGUAAAUGGAUGUCCAAGGAGAGUGCAUUGGUGCUGCUUUCUGAUGCGAAGCCCUGUAGUGAUCGCAUAAGGCCGUACGCAUAUAUCGGACUUCUGAAGUCGGAGCUGUCAUCAAACUGCACAGCUGCCCCUGCGUUGCCCUCCCAGGACUACCCUCCUGGAAUAGCACUUGUACCGAUGAAGAGCAAGACAUUACAACCUUUCUGGACAACUAAUCUUCUUGUGGUACAAGCAACCAAUGUUGCUGGUGGAUUGAAACGUUCUGAUUUUGUUGCUUCUGGGGAUGCUCUACUAAUAGAUCCUGGAUGCUGCUCUCAGGUUCAUGCAGAGUAGAAUCAGCAAGGACUUCAAAAGGAUAACACUUGGCCCAAAACAAUUAUGGAACAUCUUGCGAGAAAUUUACCUUUUCAAAAUGUGCCAAUUGUUUUUUUAAGAUAAUAAUGUGUGCGCAGCUGUAAGGAUUCAACAUACAGUGUUUAUUUAGAUAUUUAUAUUUCAGAAUGCUAUUUUUAGUAGAAGCUAUCCAUUCUUCUAUUUGAUUGAAUAGCUGCAUCCUUAUCAUGUUCA
This is a messenger RNA of Phragmites australis (common reed), 848 nucleotides long. RefSeq lists its product as uncharacterized. The transcript is spliced from 4 exons. NCBI's taxonomy places the organism in Eukaryota, Viridiplantae, Streptophyta, Magnoliopsida, Poales, Poaceae. The record is from RefSeq and is a predicted model, not a curated record. Bases 228 to 614 code for a protein of 128 amino acids.